Moesziomyces aphidis is the source of this 240-nucleotide messenger RNA. The record is from the annotation of a GenBank genome assembly. NCBI's taxonomy places the organism in Eukaryota, Fungi, Basidiomycota, Ustilaginomycetes, Ustilaginales, Ustilaginaceae.
AUGUCGUACACCAUUGCUGGCCGCAAGAUCCUUAACGAGCACAUUGCGCUUGCUGUGCUCGGCACCUACGGCGCCAUUGCCGUCUCGCAGAUGGGCGGCUCCAAGCAGGCCACGCCCUCGGCCAGCCCCGAUGCCAAGGCGGCCAACCAGCCCCCCAUCAACGCCUCUAGCUCCGACGAGGAGGCCUUCAUCAAGCAGUUCCUCGCCGAUGCCGAGAAGGAGUCCGGUCGCCAGGUCUAA